Molecule: messenger RNA, 1936 nt
Organism: Sphaeramia orbicularis (orbiculate cardinalfish)
Lineage: Eukaryota; Metazoa; Chordata; Actinopteri; Kurtiformes; Apogonidae
Product: dynein light chain 1, axonemal-like
Exons: 8
Coding region: 31-615 (194 amino acids)
Biological process (GO): outer dynein arm assembly
Cellular component (GO): cytoplasm
Molecular function (GO): alpha-tubulin binding; dynein heavy chain binding
Source: RefSeq, a predicted model, not a curated record
AUAGCAACCGGAGCCGACAUCAACAUCAAGAUGGCGAAGGCAACGACUGUAAAGGAAGCUCUUGCCAAAUGGGAGGAGAAGUCAGGGGAGAAGGUGACUGAAGCCAAAGCUGUAAAACUUUACGGUCAGGUUCCUCCUAUAGAGAAGAUGGAUGCCUCUCUGUCCACACUUACCAACUGCGAGAAAUUAUCACUAUCCACAAACUGCAUAGAGAAAAUAACCAACCUGAAUGGCCUGAAAAACCUAAGGAUAUUGUCAUUAGGUAGAAACAAUAUUAAGGCACUCAAUGGGCUGGAGGCAGUAGGGGACACAUUAGAGGAGUUGUGGAUCUCAUAUAACUUGAUCGAGAAACUGAAAGGAAUUCAGUGCAUGAAGAAUCUGAAGGUCCUGUACAUGUCCAACAACCUGGUCAAAGAAUGGGCGGAGUUUGUCAGGCUAGCUGAUCUGCCAUGCUUGGUGGACCUGGUGUUUGUUGGAAACCCACUGGAGGAGAAACAUUCAUCAGAGGGAAAUUGGAUGGAAGAAGCCUCUAAAAGACUACCCAACCUAAAGAAACUAGAUGGUACCCCUGUCAUCAAACAGGAAGAUGGAGAAGAAGGAGAUGGAGAGAGCUGAGAAGCAUAACUGCCUGCAGGACUAUGACCACAUAUGCCCAAGAGUCCUCUCUUUUUUAAGUUUUCUUACUGUUUUCAUGGUGCUUUUCUUUAUAGUAAAUGUUUUUACAGCAACAUGAUUAUUUGUUGUAGAUCAACAAGCACAAAACCAACACAAAAAGUGUACGUUUUGUGUAUGUAUGACUUUAAAAAAAUGUCAGUGAACACUGACAAUACUUAAGCCUUGUGGGUUUGUGGGUACCAGAGAAGUUUUGAUGAAACCUUAAUAAGCACAUCUCCUAAUGUUAUUCAUAGCAUAGGGAGAUUUUUACUAACUGUUAACCUAUGAAGGAUGUUGACGCUAAUACAGUUUAUUUUUGUUUGAAUAAGACUGCAAGCAUUACUAGAACCAAAGCACAGUUUGGCUCAGACACUAAUGAGCAGGGGCAUUUGUGAGGACCAGAUGAUGAUCGGGUAAUACCAUUAGCUCCAUGCUGCUGGACCUCCUCCAACCUAAUAGGAGUUGGCUGUAAAUACCCAGUGCUUCCUCCCCCUCUAACAUCACCAUGGCAAAACAGUCGACAUGUUAACAUCUAGCCAGAUUAUUCUACAGUUGUGUCACAUUAGAUUAAACACUGAGACAAUGUAAAAAGUGACCAGUGGAUGAAGGUUACUCCCAGUCUGCUUAGAGAGCAGUGAAGGAUACAGUAGCCAAUUGAACUGCACAAUUCAGCAAAUAGCUACUUGUGACUUUGGCACACUCCUGUGCUUACAUUAGUAUCAUUAUCAGAGUGUACCAGGGUCCAUUACCCAACUCUGACUACUCAGGUAGUGGAUUUACAUCAUCACUGGAUUGUUGUAGCAUUAAAAUUCGAUUUUUUAGUAUCUUCUAUACUGCACUGACGACAAAAAGGGACCACAUUCUGUAAUUUUAUUGUUCACUGUAGGACUGUGAGGCCACAUGACCAAGACAGAUUCUUAGCAAUGUUUGGCACUGUGUUGUUUGAGAUCUUCCAAACGAUAUAAUACUGAUGCAUUAAUUUAAGACUGUUUAUAAUUAGAUCUGAACAAAAUAUGCACUGUUAUGAGGUCUAAUGUUUUUCAUUUUGGGAUUAAAACUGAAGUGCUGUAUUGUUCUGUCAGCUUUAGGUUGACUUUGUGCACAUUUUCAUAAAGUUCCUGUUCAUGAGGAUGUGAUAGUUAAUGCAUGUGGCAUGUCUUAAUUACCACUGUCAAAUGAUUUACAUGUUUUAAAUUAUUUUAGCAUGUUGUUUAUACAAUUGUGAGAUGUUUAUGAUUUUAAAUGAAUUUGAUAUUUGAAAUAAACACUGAAGAAACAUUGA